AUCCUCGAAUCAUUGGUUCAUGCGGCGGAUUUGGGCAAUCCGACUAAACCGUUACCAAUCUAUCAACAAUGGGUUGACCGGAUAACCGAGGAGAUGUUUCGUCAAGGGGAUCGAGAACGAGAGGCUGGACUGGAGAUCAGUCCAAUGUGCGAUCGACACAAGGCUUGUGUGGGUAAUACACAGGUCAGUUUUAUCGAUUACAUUGUGUUCCCCCUGUGGGAAGCGUUGAGUGAGCUACUUCAUCCAAACGCCAAACCCCUGCUGGAGAAUAUGAGCAGAAAUCGCAACUGGUAUUCGCAAAACUGCUAA
Molecule: messenger RNA, 309 nt
Organism: Echinostoma caproni
Lineage: Eukaryota; Metazoa; Platyhelminthes; Trematoda; Plagiorchiida; Echinostomatidae
Source: the annotation of a GenBank genome assembly